GACACACACACACACUCACACGCACCGCAGACACACGCACCCAGACAGGCAGACUCGCACCCCGCCGGUGCCGAGCGCGCCGUGCCACCGCCGCCGGGAGGAAAUGGGAAGCCAGUGAGCGGAUCCGUGCCGGUGCCGGCGCCCGCGAUGACCCUGGUGCUGCCCAUGCAGCGGCUGGGCCGCCCCAUCGCCGCCGAGGGAGCCGCCGACCUCGCCGCCUACCGCGCCCUCUGGGAGCCGCCCUGCUGCGGCCGCCCCGGCCCCGCCGCCCCGCCGGCCCCGGCCCCAGCCCCAGCGGCCCCCGGGCCCCCCGCCGCAGGAUCACAUUACAGGGGAAUUUCAAAUCCUGUAACAACAUCCAAGAUCACAUACUUUAAAAGGAAAUAUGUGGAAGAAGAGGAUUUUCAUCCGCCACUCAGCAGCUGUACACAUAAAACAAUCUCCGUGUUUGAGGAGCGGGCCCAUAUUCUCUACAUGUCUUUGGAAAAGCUAAAAUUCAUUGAUGAUCCUGAAGUCUACCUGCGCAGAUCCGUCCUCAUCAACAAUCUCAUGAAGAGAAUCCACGGAGAGAUCAUCAUGCAGAACAACUGGUGCUUCUCCACCUGCUCCUUCAGUGGCACCUCCCCACAAGAGUGGUUUGUGCCUCAGGACUGUCCAUACAGGAAACGCCUUCGGAUGGCAAAGGAGGAGUACGAGAAGCUCCACAUGUGCUGCUUCUAUCAAGAAUGUGGCAGUCACUAUUUAAACCUACCCUACUCUGUUAAUGCUAGUACAGAAAGUAAUUCCUCUUCUUCUUCUUCCUCCUCCUCCUCCUCCCCCCCUCCUCCCAUCUCUUUGCCAAGCUGUUCCCAGCAGGUGGAUUAUGAAGUUGGCAGCGCACCUUCUUACAGAAAUGAUGACCAGAUACCUGCUAAUGAAAUAUUCAUCACUAAUGGCAGGUCUCACAGUAAUCAGGAAAAGGCAAAAUUUAAUGACAAGAAUGGAGGUAAUGAACCUGAAAGAGAAAGCAUCGCCCUAAACUGUGAACCUGUAAGAGGCACCCAUGCUCUUGAAUGUAAAGGCAAAUUUUAUGACUGUUUUGAGACUGGAUGUAAUGACAAGAGCAACGUAAGUGAAUCUUGGAAAAAAUCCUUAAGGAAAAAGGAAUCUUUACCAAGUAAUAAAAUCUGCUGCAACAAAGGAAGUAAAAUAUGAGGCAUCUUUCUUGCUCCAUUGAAGCAUGCACAGCAUGUUCCUUCUCUAUCAAAUUUUUAUUUUGAAUGGAUUUUUUAUAGUUUUCUACGAAUGGUACAAUCAUGCCACAAGCGUGACGUGUAGAGUGGAGAGCAGAUUGCAUAAAGUGUCUCUGCCACCCGCAUCAGCAGCUAUUUAUAAACAUGGAGACUUCAGGAAGAACACAGUUGCAUUACUGCUGAGCACUGUAGUCUGUGCAGCUAUGGUGGAGCUUUCGUUGCUGAAAAUGCCAAUCAGCCAGAUGGGGAAAACAUAUCGUUUUACAUAUCCCCGCCCCCAAGAAGUCUGCCAUUAAUUAAGAAGAACCUCCAUCCAUUAUGUUUACCAAGGAAUUAGAAGUCUGGUAAACAAAUUGAUGCUACCAGCAAGGAUGAUAUGCUCCUUGUAACUCAGUAUUCAUUCUGACAAAGGACUGUCUUCAUGGAUUGGGAAUAAACCAUCCUUACCUUUUGUAGUGAUACUCUUGAAUUCCUGUAUUCGGCGUCUUGAUCAACUGACAAAAUAGGACAUAGCAUAAAGAAAUAACCUGUUUAUGGAAUCUUAAUCAGAAUCAAACAUGCAGCUCAAGUACUUGCAUGUUUUCACCUCGGCUGUAAUAACUAAUGAGGUUUGUUGUUACACAGAGCAGGUUUUUUUUUGGUGCCUUACUUUUUGUCUUAAUUUUUGCCAGUGUGAAAAUUAAGUAUGAAUCUGAUACAGCAGGGAUUUAACCUAAACAGAGAUUAAAAAAGAAACCCACAGGGUGGAUCAAUAUUAUUAGAAACCUUUAACCUUUGAAGUACUGAGUUCAACUUCCUAUUCAAACAUCUCUGUUCCUCCUUUUUGAUGCUCAAUUGCUUUUUGAUUUGCCAUCCUUAGGAAGGGAUUUAAGAAACAAUAGAGAGAUGUCUCUUGUAAACAAGCAUUCGAUGCUUGAGUGUUUCUAUGGCAACUGUCUGUUGCUGGGGCUCUUUUUUUUUUCUUCUUCGUAUAAUGAAGUUCAUGACCCAGUGGCAUGUUUUAUACUUUAUUCUGUUUCACAUAAUUUCUCUAUUUUAGAUUGCAAAAGCAUGCGGGAGUUUUCUAUGACUUUUGCCGUUGAUUUAAAAAAAGACAAGAAGGCAAAAAGCACAAUGUUAAUUAAUGAUGUGGCGAUAAACGCAGUUUUAUCUGAAUGAAUGUAAGGGGUUUAAUUUUAAAAAAGAACAUUUUGGAGAUUUCAGUGGCUGAGGACAACAUUUAGCCAUCCCUCGGCAGAUUGAUUGCAAAAGUGUGCUGUGUAAAAUGCCCAGAAGACAUUAGUUGGGGUUGGACCAAGAGUGAGUCUUAGAUUCACCAAAUUAAUUAGUUCCCACAGUCCCCAUAACAACUGGCAGGAUGUGCUCAGCAAAAUAGCCACAUCCAGGCCACAGCUGACUCAUAAAUAGCUGCCUGUUCCCACAGCAUCUUGCACUCAAGUGACAUCUCCGCUUGCUUCUUGCCCAAAGGGUGAAAAUCACCUCUGUGAUGGGGGAGCAGCCAGCUCAGGGCAGGGCAUGAGUGUCCCCAAGGGGACACAGCCCCAGGCUUGGCACUGGAGUCAGACAGGUUCCUGGGUCUGAGACCUCCUGCUUUGGGUUUCAUGGGUUCAGCUGGAGGAGUCCUGGGCCACGGUUAUUUUGGGUAGCAGAAUACAUUUGCAAACUGUAUGGUCUUUUUCAGAAAGCCCAGUGGUCACAGGGAAAAGCUACCCCCCAGCCAAGGUGACCACAAACACAGCAGGAUUUAAAUCAGUGAUAACCUUUAUGAAGUCAGGUGAGUUUAAACUGAUAAGUUUGUAAGGGUUAUCACUGGAAAAAAUGACAAAUAAAGAAAGUACAAGUCCCACCUGAUUUCUCCAAAACAGAAGCUUUUUUAUUAAUAAUAAUAAUAUUAAAUAUAGAUCUCAUUCAUACAGUGUAUGAGUAGGAUCAUCAUUUAGACAUUUGUCCACAAGGACCAAUUUUUUAAAAAACCUGAUUUUUCUUGUGUUAUAUCCAGAUAGUCUAGUAACGUCUGCUCUUUUCCAAUAUUUGAUAAAUGCUUGAUGUUUUAAGCUUAAAUAUUAGAUGCUUGUAUACUAACGUGUUGUUGUAGUAAAGUGAAAUUUCCUUGAUAUAUAUUUAUUAAAAUGACCAAAAUUCA
This is a messenger RNA of Haemorhous mexicanus (house finch), 3375 nucleotides long. It is a transcript of the gene SERTAD4, whose product is annotated as SERTA domain containing 4. Lineage: Eukaryota; Metazoa; Chordata; Aves; Passeriformes; Fringillidae. The record is from RefSeq and is a predicted model, not a curated record. Gene Ontology annotation, cellular component: nucleus. The coding region runs from base 148 to 1194 and encodes 348 amino acids. The transcript has 4 exons.